This is a messenger RNA of Salpingoeca rosetta, 948 nucleotides long. RefSeq lists its product as uncharacterized. The transcript is spliced from 5 exons. The record is from RefSeq and is a predicted model, not a curated record. Gene Ontology annotation, molecular function: aldehyde-lyase activity. Bases 1 to 948 code for a protein of 315 amino acids. Gene Ontology annotation, cellular component: cytoplasm. Lineage: Eukaryota; Choanoflagellata; Craspedida; Salpingoecidae.
AUGGCUGGCGUGACAAGAGCGACAGGCACCCUGCUGCUGGGGUCGUGUUCGACGCUGGCUCGUGCUGUCUCUGCCUCACCUGGGCUGUCGUUCUGCUUGGUGGAUCUGCAACAUGGCGCUGCAAGCAUGAACGGACUUGCCGCGCUCGUCAACAGCGUCAACGGCAACGGACUGCCUUGCAUCACGCGCGUGCUUGAUCCUGGCGAUAUGGCUACCCUGGGCCGCGCCCUCGACCUGGGAAGCAGCGCCGUCGUCGUCCCGGGCGUGAGCACCGCAGAUCACGCCCAAGCCAUCGCAGACGCAGCCAGAUACCCACCCGAUGGAUUCCGCUCGUGGGGACCGCUGCCUGCGUCCCGCCCUCCGUUCACCAUCAGAAACCAGGCCAUCACGCACAUCGGCAUGAUUGAAAACAAGUUUGGCGUGGACGCCAUCACAGACAUCGCAAAGACGGAACUUGAUGCCAUCUACAUUGGACCCACAGACCUCUCCUUCUCCAUCACAGGCACUGCCUCUCCGCCAAAGGAUAACAAACAAGUGCAGGAGGCAAUACAGCACAUUGCCGCAACAUGCCAGGCUGCAGGCAAACCGGUCGGGGUCCACUGCACACACGCACACGCACUGCACAAGCUGGAGAAGGGUACUGGCGUGGCGUUUGACUUUGUCACCGUCGGCAGCGACAUGAGCAUGAUGCAAGACGCCCUCUCAUCGGCAAUUGCACGCGUGCAGAGUGGGGAGGAGGAUGAAACAAGCGCUGAUGGUGGUGGUGGUGGCGAUGGUGGACGUGGUGGGCUGACGGCUGAGGAGGAAGCAGAGCAGCUUGCGCUGUUAGAGCGAGAGUUGGAUCCACAGCGGAUUGCAGCCAUAUUGCAGCGGGCAAUGGAGGACGACGCGUUUGAUGUGAAGACGAGCGGCAGCGCUGAUCGCCGCCAUGGCAGGAGGCCACACUGA